Emericellopsis atlantica is the source of this 1599-nucleotide messenger RNA. RefSeq lists its product as uncharacterized. The coding region runs from base 1 to 1599 and encodes 532 amino acids. The record is from RefSeq and is a predicted model, not a curated record. The transcript has a single exon. Lineage: Eukaryota; Fungi; Ascomycota; Sordariomycetes; Hypocreales; Bionectriaceae.
AUGGGCUCACCCACGGUCGACUCGGCAUAUGCGGGCUCGCCAAGCCUAGACUCACCUAUUGUAUCGGAGCCCAAACACACCCAGCCUUGCGAUAGGUACCAGUGGACCAAGUCGGCCACUGGUCUGUAUGAGCGCGUUAUCGACGAGAUUGAGCGUUUCUACACCUCCUUUUGCCGGCGCACCGAAGACCCAGAUCACGCAGCUUUUGCCAUCACAGGAUGCGUCACCAUCGAGACCCCCUCCCAGAACAAGCAAGACACGUCUGCCAACCUCGAAUAUGCCAUUCGCAAUGCUUGGUUGACUCUGCGGAACGAAUGCCCAGCACUCGCAUCGUGGAUCCAGCAUGAUGCAAUCAGUGACACCUGGAAACGGUUCUACACACCUCUGCAUACCGUGAAUACCCAAAAAGAUGAGGAUGACUGGCUGUCAACGUCCUUUCAAGUGGUCGAUACACCACUCAGUGAGGCAGAGUGGCUCGACCUUGACCCCAAGCUACACAGAUCCAGCCAGCUCUUCUAUAUCAGGUCUUCUUCGUCCACUAGCAACAAGAGUAACCACCACCGAGCGACCAUCUUCUUCAGAGCCCCUCACGACAUUGUCGAUGGCCACGGUGUCUCGAAACUGCUGGAUCGCUUGAUAGAGUUGGCAGCGGAUCAGUAUCAAAGACCACGCAAGCCCCAGCUCGACUGGUCCCACGAAGCUUCCCGGCUCGCAGCGCCCAUGCGCGCCAUCGCGAAUCUGCCCGCGAGACCUUCUGACGCGCAAAUGGCCCGCUUCCGCGAAAAGAUGCAAAACAGCGCGGCAGCCGCCACAGGGGCGCCGCCGCUUGGGCUGCUACCAAGCGCGAGGGAGGGUACAACGAGUAAGAAGGAGCGCGCGAGCCUCCAUCUGUCUCCAGAGGCCACCACAGUGCUCCUCGAAUACUGCAAAGACAGAGGCUGGACGGUAACGCAUGCCAUCAGUGCUGCCGCUACGCUUGCACUGAAACAUAUUCAGAAGACCACUGGGGAGUCUAGGAAUAUGAGGUUUUACUUGCAAUCCAUGAUGAGCACUAGAUAUCUAUGCGAGGGGAGAGGCAGCUCGAUCCAAGAGGCAGCCUCGAACAACCACAUGGUCGCCAUCCAGGGGCUGGGAGUCGAUGUCACCGUUGGUUCCGCCGAGACCAGCGAUGACUUUGACCGCAUCGCUUCAACCAUGAAGGAGUAUUACAAAGAGGAACGCCCGCUGAGCGAUGAGGGCCCUGAGGUCAGUGAUUUGGGCCUUGCCCCUAUCCUGUGGUCGGCGGUAACGCCUCAAUCUCCUCCCGGCACGGUCAACGCAGACAGCCACACUAACAAUGCGAGUGUUGGCAUCUCGUCGCUGGGAGACAUGGCUUCGGUGGUGAAACCAGAACGAGCGCCUUUCACUCUGCAAGACGUCUGGGUCACGGGGGAAUGUUCAGGCUCAGCUGUGCCGCUAAUGGUCGGGGGAUGGGGCGGCAGGCUUGAGAUUGCCACAAUAUUUGACCGGGCGUACCAUGAGAGGGACAGGAUUGAGAGCUUUCUCGCUGAUAUACUGAGUAUUGUGCAGAAACAAGCGUGCGUCAGCACAGAUGAGUAG